GCGCCCGCUGCCGCCGCCCCGGCCCCCGCCGCCAAGAAGCCCAAGAAGGCGGCGGGCGGUUCCAAAGCCCGCAAGCCGGCGGGCCCCAGCGUCACCGAGCUGAUCACCAAGGCCGUGUCCGCUUCCAAGGAGCGCAAGGGGCUCUCGCUCGCCGCUCUCAAGAAGGCGCUGGCCGCCGGCGGCUACGACGUGGAGAAGAACAACAGCCGCAUCAAGCUGGGGCUCAAGAGCUUGGUCAGCAAGGGUACCUUGGUGCAGACUAAGGGUAUUGGUGCGUCUGGAUCUUUUCGCCUUAGUAAGAAACCCGGUGAAGUAAAAGAAAAAGCGCCCAAGAAGCGGGCAGCCGCCGCCAAGCCCAAGAAGCCGGCGGCCAAGAAGCCCGCCGGCGCCGCCAAGAAGCCCAAGAAAGCGGUGACAGCGAAGAAGAGCCCCAAGAAAGCGAAGAAGCCGGCGGUCGCCGCGGCCAAGAAAGCGGCCAAGAGCCCCAAGAAGGCGACCAAGGCUGCCAAGCCCAAAAAAGCGGCGGCAGCGGCGAAGAGCCCGGCCAAGGCGAAGGCGGUGAAGCCCAAAGCAGCCAAGCCCAAGGCGGCCAAGCCCAAAGCGGCUAAGGCGAAGAAGGCGGCGCCCAAGAAGAAGUAA
Messenger RNA from Haliaeetus leucocephalus (bald eagle), 639 nucleotides. RefSeq names its product histone H1.10-like. The record is from RefSeq and is a predicted model, not a curated record. The transcript has a single exon. Lineage: Eukaryota; Metazoa; Chordata; Aves; Accipitriformes; Accipitridae. The annotation marks the transcript as partial. Gene Ontology annotation, molecular function: structural constituent of chromatin; DNA binding. Gene Ontology annotation, biological process: nucleosome assembly. Gene Ontology annotation, cellular component: nucleosome.